UGUCGUCGUAAUCACUAUAGUAAAUACUUAAAAAAUAAGGGAAUUUUAUACUUUAUAAAAUAUUUACUUUUCUCUUUAUUUUUCUAUAAAAAUAUAAGAAAAUAUAAAAAAAAUGAGAUAAUAUAUAAUAUCAUUCUAUUAUUUUUCUAAUCACAUUUAUUUUUAUUAAUAAUAUUUUCUCACAAGAUUUAAAUUGAUAUAAUUAAUUUUUAUUUAAAUAAAAAAAUAUUAUAUAAUUAACAUUGUAAUAACAUUAUAUUUAUAAUAUACAAAUUUUCUAACUAUAAUAAAUAAUAAAUAAAUGAUUAAAAAAAAUUCAAAAAAAAUGUUAAUAUGGCAAUUUAAAAAUUCAGUAUACUUUUGAUAUAAGUUCACAAAUUAAAUUAAAAUAUUAAAUUGUUAAGUUGUUAAAUAUUCUUAUAUUUUUUAAAAUAUAAUUUAUAAGUAACAGAUUAAAAUGUCCAAAGCAACCAAACGGAAAUAUGUUACCAAAGAAAUUGAAGAUUUGAACAUUCCUACAGAAUCACAAUCAAUAGUUCGAGUUGUAAAACCAUGCGGUAAUAAUCUUCAUGAAGUUAUUAAUCCAGCUGGAAUUCAAUAUCUCGUAUCUAUGCCAGUAAAAUUUAGGCAAAAUAUUUGGAUAAAACGAGGAGAUUUUGUAUUGGUAGAACCAAUUCCAGAAGGGGACAAAGUGAAAGCUGAAAUUGUUAAAAUAUUAACACGAGAACAUAAAAAAUGGUAUCGAAAACAGAACUGUUGGCCCCAAGAAUUUGACGAAAUUUCAAAUUCGAAACAAAGAACAAUUAAAGAAGAUAGUGAUAACGAAGAAGAUGAUCUUUUUAUAAAUAGAAAUAGAUUAUUACAAAAUAGGAUAGAUAAUAACAGUAAUACAAGUUCUGAAGAAUCUGAUUCUUGUUAAUGUUUUUGUAAUGAUAUUAUAAUAAUAAAGUAAGUAUAAUAUUUAUAUACAAAAGCGAUAAAAUUGUCUAUAAAAAGAUAAAAUAAAUAUUUUUUAAAAUUA
This is a messenger RNA of Apis dorsata (giant honeybee), 1021 nucleotides long. RefSeq names its product probable RNA-binding protein EIF1AD. Gene Ontology annotation, cellular component: nucleus. The transcript has 3 exons. Bases 458 to 919 code for a protein of 153 amino acids. Gene Ontology annotation, biological process: translational initiation. The record is from RefSeq and is a predicted model, not a curated record. Lineage: Eukaryota; Metazoa; Arthropoda; Insecta; Hymenoptera; Apidae. Gene Ontology annotation, molecular function: RNA binding; translation initiation factor activity.